AUCAUGCAGCGACGGUCGGUUUUUUAACCAUUUCACCAGCAAGCCAAUACAUCAUUCACUUUUCCUAUAGUGAGAGAAACAAUUUAGUCAGGGAACCUUCAAGCGUAUCAUUUUAUUUUGAAUUCCAUCAAAAACAUAAAAAAAAUGCGACGAAUAAGGUUGGUGUUUCUGGGCAAUGUUCUGCUGUAUGUAAUCGGCGCAUUGGCUGGGCCAAUACAGAAGUGUACAAAGGUGAUGGACGUCGCUAUGGUCGUAGAUGAAUCAGGCUCAAUACGACCAAAUAACUUUCAAAAAAUCAAAGGAUUUGUCAACGAUUUAAUAUCUCGCUUCAGCGUUUCCCGAUUUGGCACUCAUUUUGCUCUCGUAAAAUACAGCGACCAACCACGUGAAGUUUUCUCUCUCACCAAGUAUACAAACGAGACGCAACUGCAUACCGCUGUCCAAAAGAUGAAGUACCUUCGCGGUCGCACGUUUACGGGAAGGGCGUUGAAAUAUGUUGAUCAAAACAAGAUAUUCGGACAAGCUCAAGACAGAAAGGAUGCGCCAAAUGUGGUCGUUAUAUUUACUGACGGGAGGUCCGAUGAUCAUUCAAGAGCAGUUCAGUUUGCACAGGAAUUGAAGGCAAAUCAUGUCGCCAUUUUGUGUGUUGGCAUUGGCCAAGGUCGAACCGUCUAUCGUUUAAUAAAGCAGCUCAACCAGCUAGCAAGCAAACGGGAGUAUGUUUUCAAAUCGCCUAUAAACGCAUUGGAUACAAUCGAGAAUGCAUUGGUUAAAGAGAUUUGUGAAGCUAUUCCUGCCUGUAAAAGUCAGCCUUGCCAAAAUGGAGGACGAUGUGUUGACACAGUGGCAGGGUAUCAGUGCAAUUGCUUGCCAAACUGGACGGGUGUGAAUUGUGAAAUACCUGAAUUUUGCCCAGUGGUAUCGAUCUCAAAAGAGGGUUGCUUCAAGACUCCUCGUCCUAGACCAGUUUCAAGUAAGCUCUUGUUCAACCAACGUAAAAAGAUUGAUUGGGGCUCAGGAUGGGAUAAUUUUCUCGAUGUGGUCAUUUGCGAUUGUGCAAAGGUGGCAAAAGCUCAAGGAUACAAGUAUUUCUUGAUUGAGUUUUACGGCGAAUGCUGGGGCUACAAAGAUUUUGACGUGAACCAGCCUCACGCCGAAGCUAAGAAGUGCUGGAGAAAACGUCCUAACUACGACAUUUGCGACGUAAAUCAUAUAACUCCGAUCUGCGUUGGAACACAAUUUCAUGGAUUCCUCUACCGGGUGAAUUGAUCAUAAUAUUAAAGACUUCUCAAGAAUUGCACAAGAAUUUGCACAAGACGUUGAAACAUUCAAUCAGUCACUGACUCACUAAAAGUAGAUACAAAACGAAUUUAAGAAAUAGACAACCACAUUGAAUGUAUUCACGCCUAUAGGAGUAAAUAAUUGUAACAUGAAGUAGUAGAAUAUGAAAUAAUUGAACCGCAAACAGAUGGACACAACGCACCAAUAUGAUAAUGACAUGCAGCAAAACGUUGAAUGUUUUUUCUAGUGAUCUAUUAUGCAUUAAUAUGUUUGUGGAAGUUAGAAAUAGU
Dendronephthya gigantea is the source of this 1571-nucleotide messenger RNA. RefSeq names its product von Willebrand factor A domain-containing protein 2-like. Bases 145 to 1269 code for a protein of 374 amino acids. Gene Ontology annotation, molecular function: calcium ion binding. Lineage: Eukaryota; Metazoa; Cnidaria; Anthozoa; Malacalcyonacea; Nephtheidae. The record is from RefSeq and is a predicted model, not a curated record. The transcript is spliced from 7 exons.